Saccostrea echinata is the source of this 593-nucleotide messenger RNA. RefSeq lists its product as uncharacterized. Lineage: Eukaryota; Metazoa; Mollusca; Bivalvia; Ostreida; Ostreidae. The record is from RefSeq and is a predicted model, not a curated record. The transcript is spliced from 4 exons. The coding region runs from base 11 to 553 and encodes 180 amino acids.
AUCAAGCAAGAUGCGAAUUACUUCAUUUUUAGUUUUUGCUGCCUUUUUUGUCGUAGUUUUUGCUUAUAGAGAGGAAAUUAAGCAAUGUAGAUAUACCGAUGCUUCGGGAAAGACGUAUAAUUUGAGUCCUUUAAUGAAUGCCAAGCCGUUCAUAUGGAUGCAGACAUUGUACGUGAUUGGCAAUAAUAAAUGGGACAACUUAGCAGCCGACAGCACCAUGAAUGUCACAAUUCAGCUGUCUGUAUGUCGUAAUGAAAAACCAAUGAUUAGCAACAACUGCAGCACCAAUGGAUCAAUAUACACUGUGGACCCCACAAAUGGUUGUAUUACAUGGGGAGACGCCGAAGUCGCAGCUUUUGAUCAAGCACCUUACAAAGACGGAGUAUUUUUACAAAUGUUCCAUGGAAGUGUGAUCGAUCACCCGACAAAAUAUUCUUCAAACGUCUACUUCAUCUGUAAUCCAAAGGUCGGUGUUCCCAAACCUAUCAUGGAGCAUGUAAAAGCUGACACAAACCAGGGUCACUUCCGGGUGGAGACGAAAUAUGCUUGCUAAGAGAACAGUUUAUUCAGAGUUUCAAUAAAAUACAAACAUG